Messenger RNA from Nestor notabilis (Kea), 406 nucleotides. Its product is annotated as acyl-CoA-binding protein-like. Gene Ontology annotation, molecular function: fatty-acyl-CoA binding. Lineage: Eukaryota; Metazoa; Chordata; Aves; Psittaciformes; Psittacidae. The annotation marks the transcript as partial. The record is from RefSeq and is a predicted model, not a curated record. Gene Ontology annotation, biological process: fatty acid metabolic process. The transcript has 2 exons.
ACCAUACAAAUUAAUUCUGUUGCUUAUCCUGUCUCUUUCAGACCGUCCUGGCAUGCUGGACUUCAAAGGCAAAGCAAAGUGGGAUGCCUGGAAUGCAUUGAAAGGAACGUCCAAAGAAGAUGCAAUGAAAGCUUACAUAGCAAAAGUGGAAGAGCUAAAGGGCAAAUAUGGCAUCUGAGGACUGGAUAUAGCAGCCACUUGCACACCUGUAACAUGCCUUAUUUCUAAUACUGUGGAAAAACAGUUUCUGAGAAUAAUGAAUAAUUUUAAAUACCUAGUAUAUUGUAGUGGUUCCACUCAUGCCUGUAGUUCAGGGGAAGUUGUGUACCCACCUAACAUACUGACACGGUACAAAUUCCUUCUGGGAACAAAAUAUGGAACUCAUUAAAGUGCAUUUGGUACUUUA